Molecule: messenger RNA, 1974 nt
Organism: Rotaria sp. Silwood2
Lineage: Eukaryota; Metazoa; Rotifera; Eurotatoria; Philodinida; Philodinidae
Source: the annotation of a GenBank genome assembly
AUGUCACCAGGAUCGGACAUCUAUGAUCAUUUAACAAACAAUGUGCAUCAACAACCAAGACAGAUUAUAAAAAGUAAUUCUGGUAAGUUAUAUGUAUCAAAUCCAAAAUCUAAUUGUGAAAGUUUACACAUGUUAACAAAACGAAAAUGUAUUCCAUUUGAUGAACAUGAACAAUCAAAACGUCGAUAUACAAUUACAAAUAAACCUAUCCCAGAAACAAUUAUACAUUGUUCAGUAAGUAAUCAAGUGUAUGAAAAACCAAUGAUAGAAAAAUCUUUAACAAGUCAAACUAUUCCUAUAAAUCAACAAACAAAUUCUAAAUUUAAUCGAAUACCGACAUCAUUAUCGAAUUCAGAAAUAAAACCAAUGGAUUUUCGACCAUUAAUUAUUAAUGGACGCCGAAAAUUAGGUGGAAUGCCAUCAUCAUCAAUGAUUAUUAUUAAAAAGAAAUCAUUAUCUCCUAUGAAUAGUAUCUCAUUCAAUCAGAAACCAUUAACUCGUUCGAUUCCAGUUGAUAUUAUAAAUAGCGAUAUGGCAAUGGUUAUUAGUUCUACGAUACCAUCAUCAUUAUCAUAUUCUUCUUCAUAUUCUUCUUCGUCUUCAGCGUCUGUAUCUUCAGCAAAUGUCGGGACCGUUUUCUUACCAAUCCAAGUAACAAAGAGUCAAAACAGCAAAAACAACAAUAACAAUGACAGUAUUAAGUAUAGUAUCAUUGCCACAACAAAAGAAGGUCAAAGGGGUUAUCGUUAUGUUCAAAAACAAUCUGAACAACAAAGACCAUUUGCAUGUUUAAAAACAGGAAAUCAAAUUCUAUUGAAUGUUGAUGUUGAUGAAUCAACAAAAAUUCCUUCUUCAUCCUCCAUUCCUGGAGAAGGUAAUAAUCAUAAAUCAACUAUUAUGAUGGAUUCAACUGUUCUUCGUUUAAUUCGUCGUUAUGAUCCAGUAGGUUCAAAUAUUGCUGGUAUUCAAGCACGUCGUUCACUUGAAAAUACACGAGGCAUAUGGAAUACAGUUGCUUCAAACACACCUGAUUCGUCUCCAUUCUUAGCACGUCGAUCAUUAACUACUACAUAUGAAGAUGACAUACCUGUACGACAAUCAUCUAUACCACGUAUUCAACGUCAACAAGCUAUAAAUGAACCUGAACCUGAACCAUCCACAUCUAUAAAUAAUUCAUUACGACCAAUACUUAAAUAUAAUGCAUUGAAAUCACAUACAGAACUUAUUGUUCAACCUCAUCAAACAGAACCAUUAAAAAUUGAAAUUGAACCACAUAUUCCAUCAAUAAAUGAAAGUACAUCUGCUAAUUAUCAACCAUUAAAAAUUGAAAUUGAACCACAUAUUCCAUCAAUAGAUGAAAAUACAUCUACUAAUUAUCAACCAUUAAUUACAAUUGGAACAAAACGCGUAUGUGCAGCAUUAAGUAAAUCUGAAUGGGAUUUACGUUUACAACAAGAACAAAUUCCUAAUCGUUCACCUUCACCGUCGCCAAUUGUUAAUAAUCAACAACAAGAAAAAGAAUCUCAUCGAACAACAACAACAACAACAACACUUGGUCGAAGUAAAAGUUCAAUAGGAAUUAAUAACACUAAUUAUGAACAAGAUGAUAAUAUUGAUGAUUUUGAUGAAAAUUCAGCACCAAUUAUUAAUAGUGGUUCAUGUGUACAAAAAUUAAAACAAUUAUUUGUUACAAAAUCAUCACUUGAUUUAACUAAUAAUUCAUCUUUAAAUAAUAGUCAUCGACAUGAUUCAAUUGAUUCAAAUCUUAGUCAACGUUUAACUUUUAAUAAUAAAACUAAUAUAGCAUCUUCAUCUGUUAAACCUUCUCCUCCAAGAUUAAGCUCAAUUGAACCUCAACAACAAAUAAUAAAUAAACCAACAACAAUUGUUCAAGAUGUCACACCGACAUCACCAUUUAUUAAUAAAAAACCAAUACUUAAAAGCCAAAAAACAAUUGAAAGGUACGCAAUUUAA